Messenger RNA from Erythranthe guttata (spotted monkey flower), 820 nucleotides. Its product is annotated as protein C2-DOMAIN ABA-RELATED 4. The record is from RefSeq and is a predicted model, not a curated record. Lineage: Eukaryota; Viridiplantae; Streptophyta; Magnoliopsida; Lamiales; Phrymaceae.
UAGAAAUAUUAAAAUAAUCAUAAAUUGAGAAAAUUGAGAGUAUAAAAUAGAAACGAAAAUGGACUCACCAAUGUCACCAGCUGCUGUUGUAUCAAUGGAUAAUAUGUUGGGUUUGUUGAGGAUUCGUGUCAAGAAAGGUAUCAAUCUUGCUGUAAGAGAUGUCCGAAGCAGCGAUCCGUACGUUGUUAUCAAGAUGGGCAAACAGAAAUUGAAGACGCGCGUUAUCAGAAAGAACGUGAAUCCUGAAUGGAACGAGGACUUGACGCUUUCUAUUGCAGAUCCUAAUCAUACAAUUUCUCUGACAGUGUACGACCACGACACGUUCAGCCUGGACGACAAAAUGGGAGUAGCAGAGUUCGACAUACGACCAUUUAUCGAAGCCAUAAAGAUGAAACUAGACGGCCUCCCAGACGGCACAAUCAUCACUAAGAUACAACCUUCUAGAACCAAUUGCCUCUCCGAGGAAAGCUCCGUUAUUUGGAAAGAAGGUAAAGUAGUGCAAGGCAUGAUGCUCCGGUUAAAAAACGUGGAGUGUGGCGAAGUUGAAAUCGAGCUGCAGUGGAUCGAUAUUCCUGGCUCUAGAGGUUUAUAGACCGGUACCAAAUUGUUACUAUUUGGUUCCUUUUCUGACCUUGCUGUAACUUUUAUAAAUGUAUGCGUCGUGGAGUUUGUGAGGGGCAUUUUCGUCAGUUUAGGCAAAAGUUUGACAUGGUAGUUGCAAAUAUUAAGAUUGGCAUGCGGCUUUCUAGCCUGUGAUUUAUUUAAUGUUGUAUGAUUUGUAAGAUUUUCUUUUUAUUCAAUAUGAAGUUUGAACUUAUUG